Molecule: messenger RNA, 1721 nt
Organism: Plutella xylostella (diamondback moth)
Lineage: Eukaryota; Metazoa; Arthropoda; Insecta; Lepidoptera; Plutellidae
Gene: S-Lap
Product: leucyl aminopeptidase-like protein
Biological process (GO): proteolysis
Cellular component (GO): cytoplasm
Molecular function (GO): metalloaminopeptidase activity; manganese ion binding
Source: RefSeq, a predicted model, not a curated record
AAUGUUUAGUGUAGUGCAGAGGGCGGUGCGUGGGUGGAGGCGGGGGGCGCGGGGGGUGGCGCAGUUCCGCGUGAAUCGCUCGGACUGCUGCGAGCAGCGGCCGCCGCGGCGCGUGCACGACCCGCACGCGUGCGCGCCGCGCGACGCGGGGCUGGUGCUGGGCGUGUACCGCAACGACGCGCUGCCGGCCGCCGCCGCCACCGCGCUCACCGCCGCCGCGCGCGCCUACGACUGCCGGGUGCGCGGCAAGCUGGGCAAGCUGCUGAAGCUGGCGUCGGCGCCGGGCCCGGGCGAGGCGCGCGUGUUCUACGACGUGGACCCCGAGCACGCGUUCGUGGCGGUGGCGGGGCUCGGGUCCGAGUGCGUGGCGCCGGGCGGGCACGAGGGCCGCGACGAGGCGGCGGAGGCGGCGCGCGUGGCGGCGGCGGCGGGCGUGCGCGCGCUGCUCCCGCUGCGGCCGCGCGAGCUGCGCGUGGAGUCGUUCGGGCGCGCAGAGGCGGCGGCGGAGGGCGCGGCGCUGGCGGCGUGGCGCUUCGACGAGUACCGCAGCGCGCCCCGAGUGCCGCCGCCCGCGCUGCGCCUGCACGACGACUGCGACGAGCUGGGCUGGCGCAGCGGCCGCCUCAAGGCCGAGGCGCAGAACCUGGCGCGCCACCUGCAGGAGAUGCCCGCCAACCUGCUUAACCCGACCGAGUUCGCCAAGAUCUGCGUGGAGCUGCUGUGCGAGCUGGACAUCAACGUGGAGGUGCGCACGGCGGGCUGGGCGGCGGCGCGCGACAUGGGCGGGCUGGCGAGCCUGGGCCGCUCAUCCGUGCAGCCGCCGCUGUACGUGGAGGCGUCAUACUACGGCGCGGGCGCGGGCGAGCGGCCCGUGGUGCUGGUGGGCAAGGGCGUCACGUUCAACAGCGGCUCGCUGGCGCUGAAGAGCCGCGAGGAGCUGCGGCACAUGCGCGGGGACAUGGCGGGCGCGGCGGCGGCGGUGGGCGCGCUGCGGGCGGCGGCGCGGCUGCAGCUGCCGCUCAACCUGCGCGCCAUCCUGCCGCUGUGCGAGGUGAUGCCGAACGGGCGCUCGCCGCGCUCGGGCGACGUGGUGCGCGCGGGGGACGGCUGCUCCGUGCGCCUGCGCCAGCCGUCGCGCGAGUCGCGCCUGCUGCUGGCGGACAGCCUGGUGCACGCGCGCAGCUACUGGCCGCGCUGCAUCGUGGACGUGGGCACCAUGUCGCAGGAGCUGGCGGCGACGCUGGGCGGCGCGGCGUGCGGCUGCUACUGCAACAGCGAGCGGCUGUUCGCGCUGCUGGAGGCGGCGGGCGCGGCGACGGGCGACCGGCUGUGGCGGAUGCCGCUGUGGGGCUACUACGCGGCGCGGGUAAGGGACACCAGCACGGCGGACCUGGCCAGCAGCGCGCGCCACCGCUACGGGGACUCGCCGCACUGCGCCGCCUACUUGCGCCAGUUCGUGUGCGACAGCGCGUGGGCGCACCUGGACAUCCACAACGUGGCCUACACGCGCGGCGCCGACUGCGUCUACUUGCCCCGAGGGAUGACGGGCCGCCCCACACGCACGCUCAUACAGCUGCUCUACAACCUCAUCGCGGAUCCCAAAUUGUGAACGUUACACCACAUCAACAGCUAUCUACACUCCCCUGUAUUGUUGUUUAUAUCUUUCGUUUGUAAGUAAGGCUAUGUUCAUGUUUGGCGCAAAAUAAAAAGUUUACCAUAAG